CUUCCGGCGAGGGAAACAUGGCGGCGCCCAUGCCAGACUCACGUGUGAGUGCGGGGAAGAAACUGAAACAUACCCUGAAGAAGAAGAAGAAAAUGAAAAAGGUAGCUCGCGCGGUAGUGUCGGAGCUGGAGGAUGAAGCGGGAGCUGUUUCCGGGAGCGAAGGUUCUGAGGGAAGCUGUGGAUGGGGAGUGGAUCAUUUGUCUGAUGAAGAAGCAGUAGAAGCUGACAAUGAGGAUAAUGUGGAACCCUGUGACAAAGAAAUGGAAAAUGCUGCGGAAUCGAGUACUGGGACUAACACAGGCUGGGCGGAUGCCAUGGCUAGAAUCCUUAACAAAAAAACUCGUAAAAGCAAGUCUACCAUUCUCAUCAGAAACAAAGAUCUAGAGAAGGAGAAAGAAAAGCUAAAGCAAGAAAGACUAGAGAAAAGAAAACAGCUUGAUAAGAAGCGGGAGUGGGAAAUGAUGUGCAGAGUAAAGCCAGAUGUUGUCAAAGACAAAGAAACAGAAAGAAAUCUUCAGAGAAUUGCAACAAGGGGUGUGGUGCAGCUAUUUAAUGCUGUCCAGAAACAUCAAAAGAAUGUGGAUGAAAAGGUAAAAGAAGCAGGAGGCUCUAUUCGAAAACAAGCUAAGUUGGUAUCUACUGUUUCCAAGAAAGAUUUCAUCAGUGUUCUGAGAGGAAUGGAUGGGAACACAAAUGAGAAGAAUCCCAAAGCCAAACAGAGUGAAGCGAAGUCAGAAGAGGGCCCCGGUUGGACGAUCCUCCGCGAUGACUUCAUGAUGGGAGCAUCUAUGAAAGACUGGGACAAGGAGAGUGAUGGCCCAGAGUGACGGCAGACCAGGAUCUAUCUGCAAGUGACUCCGACACAUAGCAUAGGAAACAAAUGCUUCAUCCUCUGACAGGGAGUUAUAUAGACGUCAUUUGUUUAAAAGUUAUCUUUUCAGCCUUUGUAAAGUUUUAAGUAUUUUUUCCUCAGAAUUUGUACAAAGUAACAUUUCUGUUUGACAAGAGAUAUGUAUUUGCUAGAAUCAUUUUAUGUUUACACAUGUUGAUUAUAUCUGUUGGCGUGUUGCUAAAAUUACAAUACCAGCACCUAAUUACAGUGGACUCUCAAGUUCAUAUUCCUCUACCUGUCAGUAUCUGUACUAUAAAGAAAUAAUUGGUGUCCUGUUUGUUUGUUUUGAUAAACUAUUGAGAAGAUUGAUGUAGUAAAAUUAAAAAUUAUAAUAUUUCUCAUUUGGGGAUAUUGCCUUUAAUUUUCAUGAAAAUGGCAUUUAAGAAACAUGAACUCUACUUUUAUGUCUCUUCCUUUUAUAUGCCAAAUAAUAAGUAGUUAGGUGGUAUUUGCAUCAGUUACUGAGUUAGAAAUUUUCAUAUUUAACUUAUCCAGUGAAUUAGGAUGCAUAUUUAACAUGCUUUAGUUAGUGGCUCUCUAUUUUCCCUCCUCUAAUUAUUCAAUUAGCUUAAGUUUUCUGUAAUAGACUGCCAGCCAUCGAAGUGAUGGAAUCAUUAAACAAGUAAUCUGUAUCAGAUACUGCAUCAGAUUUGAGAGUUGCUUCCAUAUUUUGUCCAAAAGGUUAUGAAAUUGGAUGACCUUUGGUGUGUAGUUGUUAAACAAGAAGAAAAGAGAAAGAAAGCAAGACUUUAAUACCCGUUCAAAAUUUCUGUGAAACUUGGCCCAAGCUCUAAAGUUUAUAAGGGAAUUACUUAAUAAAUAUGAUCUGUUUCUUUUUGAAAAUGAUCCAUCUCUUUCCCCAUCUUUCCAUAGUAAAAAUAAUUCCUUCCUACCACCCAGUUGUCCUCACUUGCAUCUGUUAAAUAUUGAAGGAUAAUCCUCCCUCCAAACAAUGCACUGGAACUGAGAUGUUUAUAUUGUCAAACUCUUACGAGUUUUGCAAGUGUUGUAUGAAUAAAGUUAACUGAGCCCCUGCCUUGGUACAUUUUAUCAUAAAGGAAAGUUGUAUGCCCAGGGUAUCAAGUGGUUAAAAUAAUAAAGCUCAAAAUGCCUUUUUA
This is a messenger RNA of Dipodomys spectabilis (banner-tailed kangaroo rat), 2010 nucleotides long. It is a transcript of the gene Rrp15, whose product is annotated as ribosomal RNA processing 15 homolog. The transcript has 5 exons. Gene Ontology annotation, biological process: maturation of LSU-rRNA; maturation of 5.8S rRNA. Lineage: Eukaryota; Metazoa; Chordata; Mammalia; Rodentia; Heteromyidae. The coding region runs from base 18 to 827 and encodes 269 amino acids. The record is from RefSeq and is a predicted model, not a curated record. Gene Ontology annotation, cellular component: preribosome, large subunit precursor.